Molecule: messenger RNA, 2264 nt
Organism: Colletotrichum phormii
Lineage: Eukaryota; Fungi; Ascomycota; Sordariomycetes; Glomerellales; Glomerellaceae
Product: general substrate transporter
Exons: 8
Coding region: 412-2037 (541 amino acids)
Biological process (GO): carbohydrate transport; transmembrane transport
Cellular component (GO): membrane
Molecular function (GO): carbohydrate:proton symporter activity
Source: RefSeq, a predicted model, not a curated record
GCCUUAGCCCUUCUCUUGGUUCUGGCUUGCUGUCUGCCGAAAUCUGCCCAUUGUGCUGAUAGGUUCGGACGUAUCCAAACAUGGGGUAGUUACUUCACGGCAGUGCGUAUGUAUAUAAAAUACCCGGGUGGACCUCGUCGGAAGUUGGAGAUGAGAGAGUCUACGGAUACACUAGAGAAGCGUGUUGGAGUCGCGCGCCCUUGAACACACACACACCCUUGAACGCCCAGGGACAAGGACUCGGUAACAUAUAUCCCCGUAUACUCGGUCAACUGGAUAAAAACUACUUAUUCCUGAUACCACCCCCAUCGACUGUCACCGUCUAAACAUUUCGACGCGUCGCUGAGACUCUUCUGACCGCUUUCUUCUUUCUGCGUGAGCGAAACCGCACAACAUCCUCACAAAGUCACAAUGGUGCAGAUCAAGCGUGCCCAGGAGACCGGGGCGGCGGACCCCAUUCUGACCCGCAUCUCGGAGGAGGACAAGGUGCCGUGGUACCAGAAGCCGAACUUGCGAUACCUCUACCUGAUGCUCUUCCCGACGUGCAUGGGCAUCGAAUUGACGUCUGGUUUCGACUCGCAAAUGAUCAAUGCGCUGCAGAUUGUGCCAUCCUGGAAAGAUUACUUUGGAGACCCACAGGGUAGUUUGAAGGGCAUCAUCGCCGCUGCGUAUUCCCUCGGCGCUAUCCUGUCUCUUCCCUUUAUCCCCAUCGUGAACGACAAGUUUGGACGAAGAUGGUCCAUCUUUGGCGGCAGUUUGGUUAUGGUCGUUGGAGCUCUUAUCCAGGGCUUCUCUCAGCAUGUUGGCAUGUACAUCGUUGCCCGCAUGAUCCUCGGCUUUGGUAUCCCGACAUGUAUCGUCUCCGGCUCGUCUCUGAUUGGUGAAUUGAGUUAUCCCAAGGAACGUCCUGUUCUGACAUCUCUCUUCAACGUGGCGUACUUUGUUGGUCAGAUCGUGGCUGCGGGCAUCUGCUUCGGCACGAACAACAUUGCGAGCAACUGGGCAUGGAGAAUUCCCUCUCUCCUCCAAAUUUGCCCCUCUCUGUUGCAGAUAUCUUUCGUUUUCUUCCUGCCCGAGAGUCCCCGAUGGCUCAUCACCAGAGACCGCAGCGAAGAAGCACACGAAAUCCUCAUCAAGUACCACGCCGAAGGCGACCGUGAGUCCGAAUUCGUCAGGGCCGAGAUGGCACAGAUGAAGACCGUCAUCACCCUCGAGAUGGAAGCCUCCAAGCAGUCGUGGAUGGACCUCCUCAACACGGCUGGUAUGCGCCGCCGUGCUCUCAUCUCUUCCAUGCUGGGUCUCUUUACCCAGUGGUCCGGCAACACGCUCAUCUCAUACUACUUGGGUGAUCUGCUCCAGAUGAUCGGCUUGACCGACUCCACGGUCAAGCAAAAGAUCAAUCUCGGCAUCGCAGGCUGGUCCCUCAUCUGCGGCUUCACAGUAGCCAUGCUCGUGCGAACCUUCCGUCGCCGCGUCAUGUACCUAGCCUGCACAAUCUCACUGCUCCUCUGCUACAUCAGCUGGACAAUCUCCAUGGAACGCGCCGUCCACGCCCUCGAAAACGACUACAAGAACCAGUCCGCCUCCGUCGCGACAAUCUUCUUCAUCUUCAUGUACUCACCCUGCUACAGCAUCGGCUACAACGCCCUCACCUACACCUACCUCGUCGAGCUGUGGCCCUACGCCCUGCGGUCGCGCGGCAUCUCGCUCUUCCAGCUCUUUGGCAGGUUGGCUGGCUUCUUCACGACCUUUGUCAACCCCAUUGGCAUCAAGGAGGCGUCGUGGAAGUACCUCAUCAGCUACUGCGUCUGGCUCGCCUUUGAGGUUGUGUUUGUGUACUUUAUGUUCCCCGAGACUGCGGGACGUACCCUUGAGGAGUUGGCUUUCUUGUUUGAGGACAAGGCCCUUGCCGACCAGGCUGUUGGCGCUGUUGAGAAGGUCAUCCACCACGAUGACAUGGAUACUCUUGGCGAGGUCAAGAGUGGAGGCGGCAAUACUGAAGUGGUUGAGAAUGUCGGUGCCAAAUCGAAGGUUUGAUUGUCAGAUGCUUAGUCUAGCAGAAUUGCGUGAAGAAAUUCCAUGGCGUCAACUUGAUUAGUUGCGUAGACUACCUGGAUACUACAAAGAGCCAAGAUCAUUCAUUCUCAACCCUCUAUGCCAUCCCUCCCAAUGUUGACCAAUCAGGCACUUGUGUAGCACUCCCUAGAAUUUCGCCAGUUUGCACAGCGUUGAGAUAUUUCCCCGGCCAUGCAUCAUCCGCAGCC